This is a messenger RNA of Corvus hawaiiensis (hawaiian crow), 5495 nucleotides long. RefSeq names its product mitogen-activated protein kinase kinase kinase 5 (gene MAP3K5). Gene Ontology annotation, molecular function: MAP kinase kinase kinase activity; ATP binding. NCBI's taxonomy places the organism in Eukaryota, Metazoa, Chordata, Aves, Passeriformes, Corvidae. The record is from RefSeq and is a predicted model, not a curated record. Gene Ontology annotation, biological process: MAPK cascade; protein phosphorylation; cellular response to stress. The transcript has 25 exons. The coding region runs from base 1 to 3372 and encodes 1123 amino acids.
AUGAGCGACAGCAGCGAGGGGAUCGUCAGCCUGCCUGUGCCCGGCCCGCCCGGCGGCGGGACCCCCUGCGAGGAGGUGCUUGGCAGGCGAGCGCCUGGGGCCGAGACCGGCGCCCGCAGCCUCCCGCCCGACUUGGCUGCGCCGCCGCCCGCCGCUCUCUGGGCUGAGGACGCCGCCGCCGCCGCCUGCCCGAGCAGCGCCGCGCGGGCCAAGGGUGGCGGCCGGCGGACCGCGGUCACCUACGUGAUCAACGAGGCCAGCCAGGGGCCGCUGCUGGCGGCGGAGAGCGGCGCCCUGCAGAGCCUGCGGGAGGCGUGCGAGGCGGUGGGGGCCGCGCUGGAGACCCUGCACUUCGGCAAGCUGGACUUCGGCGAGACGGCGGUGUUGGACCGCUUCUACAACGCAGAUAUUGCUGUUGUAGAGAUGAGUGAUGCUUUCCGUCAGCCUUCCCUGUUCUACCACCUGGGAGUCAGGGAGAGCUUCAGCAUGGCUAACAACAUUAUCCUCUACUGUGACACAAAUGCAGAGUCUCUGCAGUCACUGAAGGAAAUUAUCUGCCAGAAGAAUAAUAUGUGUACUGGGAACUACAUAUUUGUUCCUUAUAUGAUAACUCCACAUAACAAGGUGUACUGCUGUGAUAGCAGCUUCGUGAAGGGACUCACAGAGCUGAUGCCGCCUGGUUUUGAGUCUCUGCUUGGGCCUAUAUGCUUACCUCUAGUGGAUCGAUUUAUUCAGCUCUUGAAGGUGGCCCAGGCCAGUUCGAGCCAGUAUUUCCGGGAAUCCAUUCUGAAUGACAUCAGGAAGGCCCGGACACUUUACACGGGCAAAGAGCUUGCAGCAGAGCUGGCAAGGAUUCGACAGCGAGUAGAUAACGUUGAAGUCUUGUCUGCUGACAUUGUAAUAAACUUGCUGCUGUCCUACAGAGACAUUCAGGAUUAUGAUUCCAUUGUGAAAUUGGUGAAAACUUUAGAGAAACUGCCCACUUUUGACUUGGCUUCCCACCACCAUGUGAGGUUGCAUUAUGCAUUUGCGCUAAACAGGCGAAAUCUGCCUGGAGACAGACAGAAAGCUCUAGAAAUUAUGAUUCCCCUUGUAGAACAGGAAGACCAAGUAGCUUCAGAUAUGUACUGUCUGGUUGGUCGCAUUUACAAGGACAUGUUUUUGGAAUCUGGGUUCAUAGAUACAGAAAGCAGAGACAAAGGAACAUUCUGGUUCAAGAAGGCAUUUGAGUCAGAGCCAACGUUACCAGCAGGAAUUAACUAUGCAGUACUCCUCCUGGCAGCUGGACAUUGCUUUGAUACUUCUUUUGAGCUGCGGAAAGUUGGAGUAAAGAUCAGCAGCCUGCUUGGUAAAAAGGGGAGCUUGGAGAAACUGCAAAGCUAUUGGGAAGUGGGAUCUUUCUUGGGGGCCAGUAUGUUGGCUAAUGAUCAUAUAAGAGUGAUCCAGGCUUCAGAAAAGCUGUUUAAACUAAAGGCACCAGCAUGGUACCUGAAGUCUAUUGUAGAGACUAUUUUGAUAUAUCAGCAUUUUAAGAAACUGACUCCAGAACACCAUACGGCCAAACAGGAACUUGUGGAUUUCUGGAUGGACUUCCUUGUUGAAGCCACAAAGACAGAUGUGACUGUAGUUCGAUUUCCAGUUUUAAUAUUAGAACCAACAAAAAUCUAUCAGCCCUCAUAUCUCUCCAUCAACAGUGAAGCUGAGGAGAAGACGGUAUCCAUCUGGCACGUGCUGCCUGAUGACAAGAAAGGUAUCCAUGAGUGGAACUUCUGUGCUGCUUCUAUCAGGGGAGUAAGCAUUUCAAAGUUUGAAGAACGAUGCUGUUUCUUGUACGUGCUGCACAACUCAGAUGACUUCCAAAUCUACUUCUGCACAGAACUUCAUUGUAGAAGAUUUUUUGACAUGGUGAACAGUAUCACUGAAGAAAUGGGGAAGACUACAGAGGAAGGGGAAUGUGAUGGAGACUCUCUAGAGUAUGAUUAUGAGUAUGAUGAGAAUGGUGAGCGGGUCAUUCUGGGAAAAGGAACGUACGGCAUUGUGUACGCAGGACGAGAUUUGAGCAAUCAAGUCAGAAUUGCUAUUAAAGAAAUCCCAGAGAGAGACAGCAGGUACUCCCAACCUCUGCAUGAAGAAAUAGCUUUGCAUAAGCAUCUCAAGCAUAAGAACAUUGUCCAGUAUUUAGGUUCUCUUAGUGAGAAUGGCUUCAUCAAAAUAUUUAUGGAACAGGUGCCAGGUGGCAGUCUUUCUGCUCUUCUACGAUCAAAAUGGGGACCAUUAAAAAAUAAUGAGCAGACAAUUGGCUUUUACACCAAGCAGAUUCUUGAAGGAUUAAAAUACCUCCACGAUAAUCAAAUAGUGCAUCGAGACAUAAAGGGUGAUAACGUGCUUAUCAACACAUACAGUGGAGUGUUAAAGAUUUCGGACUUUGGAACUUCAAAGAGACUUGCAGGAAUCAAUCCUUGUACUGAGACUUUCACUGGUACCCUCCAGUAUAUGGCGCCAGAGAUCAUAGACAAAGGGCCACGUGGCUAUGGGAAGGCUGCAGACAUCUGGUCUUUGGGCUGCACAAUCAUUGAGAUGGCUACAGGGAAACCCCCAUUUUAUGAACUGGGAGAACCACAAGCAGCCAUGUUUAAGGUGGGGAUGUUUAAAAUACACCCAGAAAUUCCUGAAUCCAUGUCUGCAGAAGCCAAGGCUUUCAUACUGCGUUGCUUUGAACCUGAUCCUGAUAAACGAGCUUUUGCUCAUGAGCUACUUAUAGAUGAAUUCUUGAAGGUUUCAAGCAAGAAAAGAAAGUCUCCUUCAAAGCUCUCAGUCCUUUCAGCUAACACAAACGAGUAUCUUCGGAGCAUAUCCUUACCUGUCCCUGUUCUGGUGGAAGAUACAAGUAGCAGCAGUGAGUAUGGUUCUGUCUCACCUGAUACAGAAUUAAAAAUAGAUCCAUUCUCUUUCAAAACAAGAGCCAAAUCCUGUGGAGAAAAAGAUGGGAAGGGAAUCCGGUCCCUUUUUCUGAGCAUCCCAGAUGAACAUUUUGAGGAUCACAGUGCACCUCCUUCACCUGAAGAGAAAGAUUCUGGGUUUUUCAUGCUGAAGAAGGAUAGUGAAAGGAGAGCCACCCUCCACAGGAUAUUAACUGAGGACCAAGAGCAGGUGGUGAGGAACCUGAUGGAAGCUUUGACUCAGGGAGCUGAAGAACCCAAGCUGAAAUGGGAACACAUCACAACGCUCGUUUCCAGCCUCAGAGAGUUCGUACGGUCCACUGAUCGCAAAAUCAUUGCAACCACGCUUUCAAAAUUGAAGCUGGAGUUAGACUUUGACAGCCACGGUAUCAGUCAAGUGCAGCUUGUGCUCUUUGGUUUUCAAGAUGCUUAGAUUUCUGUAAUACUACACUGAAAUCCAGGACAGUAUCAAGACCUCAGAUGCUGCAGAGACUGAGGUGCUGCUAAAAGUGAGGAAAAGUAUUUGCCUUGCUCUUGGGACUUAAGAAUGUGAUCUUAGGUUACAAUGUUUAAUAAUCACAACUUCCUUAUCAGACCAAUCAAGAAAAAGUAAUUUUGUGAUGUAAUAUAAAUAACUAAAUCAUAUUACUAGGGAUUGUUGUGAUCUUGACAAAGUUAGAUUAUGCUUCUUCAGUUCUCAAAAAAGCCGCACUUAGCUAAACAGUCAGUUUGGGAAGGUGCAAAGUGCUUGCACAGGGAAGUUCUGCUGCCUCAGAGGGCAGUGGGCAAGCCUUCGGGGCCCUUGGUCUGCUGCUGUCCAAGUGUCAGGCCCAGGGCAGGCUCCCCUGGCGCCGCUGACAGCUCUGUGAAUCCAAACACAGUGUCCAAGUGCCAUCUCGUGGCCAUUGGCAAUAGAAAUGAGGAGACAUAGGUACUGCUGUGCUGGGUUGACCGUGGCUGGCAGGUAGAGGAAAGCCCCUACCCAGUCAUUCAUUCAUUCCCUCCCAACAGGAAGAGGGAGAGAAUUGGAAGAACCAAAAAUGGGAAAACUUGUGGGUCAAAAUAAAGAUUGUUAAAUAAGUGAAAGGGAGGAAAAAAAAGCUCUUAAGUGUUGCAAAAGGAGUCAGUCACCACCAGCAGACUAGUGCCCAGCCAGUCACUGAACAACAGCUCCUUUGCAAAAAGCAGCCCCAUGUUUAUUGCUGAUCAUGACCUUACACCGAAGGGAAUAUUUCUUAGGCCAGCUGCGCCAGCCAUGUCCCCCUCCAGCCUUUAGUCCACCCCCAGCCCCCUCAGUGCUGGGGCAGUGUAAGAAGCAGAGGCGGCCUUGACAGUGUGCAAGCUUUGCUCAGCAGUAGCUGAAACAUGCGUGUGUUAUCAAGGCUGUUUUAGUCACCAGUCUGAAACAUAGCACCAUGUGGGCUGCUGUGAAAAAAAUUAACUCCAUCCCAACCAAACCCAGUGCUGGUACCUGUAUAAAGUGCUGCAUUACUGAAUACUACUGCUUUUUGGCAGUGAAAAUAAUGUGGUUAAUAACUUUUACAUAUCCUCUGAAGGCAUCAUUUAUGUAACUGCAGUCAUUUUUUACAGAGAGGUUAUUAUCACAAUAUGAGGGAAUUGAACGAAUCCCUUUUUUAGGAAGAGUGAAGUAUCUUUUUGCCACAUUUUUCGUGAUCAGUAGUUGCUUCUUUUUUUAUAAGGCUGUGAGUUGAUAAUUUUCUAAACACAGUUAUAUUUUUUGAUUCCUGCAACUGUUUAAGUUCUGCUCCUGCAGAAUUUGCUGCUUUGGAUUGCUUCUGUGCCUGGAAAACAGCACUGAGUUUUGUGCUAUUGCUGCUUACUGUUGGCUGGGCAUUUCCUUGUCGUUUGGGAGCUGGAAAACGGUUCCGUGAGGUGGAGAUGUUUGUGCAAGUGGCAUGGAGCAUCCAUAGAGGCAUCUGAGAAUAUGGCUAAAAGUGGUUUGAAAGCAGGCCUGUGGGCAGUUAGGAGCAACCCAGUUGUAUAUUGUACCAUACUGAUUGUACAAAGUACGAAGUAGAAGGAAUGAGAAAAUGGUACAGCACACAAAUGAAGUUCCCUAAUUGUUUAAACUAACAUUAAUUAACUAGUUUCAGAAUUAAGUAGGAGCAGCAUUACAUUAGUUCUUUGAUAUUUCCUACAAUUGUACUUUAGAAUAGACAAGUGUUGCUCAGAGCAAGCAGUGAAGGUGAUGCCAAAAAAAGUAACAAGUUAAUUAGUUUCAGCUACAAGCCCUUCAUAACAUAGUCCUUGUUAUUUGUCUUGCUUGCAUUCUUUUGAAAUUUCUCUCCACAGCCAUGAAGGUUAAGUACCACUGACAUCAAAAGUCACCUAACACACAAACCAGUACUUGAUGAAAAACAUAAAACAUUGCAUGACUUAUGAUAAAAUGGAUGAAGUUGAUAAUGUUGCUAUCAAGAAAUAGUUGUAAUCAUCUGCUCGGAUACAGCAUCUAUAAGUUUAAACACUUUAUGUAAUGAUGAGAUAUAUUCUCAUUUUAAGUUGUGGGGUAUGUAAUAUCUGAACUGAAUUUUCUCU